AUGAUUGAGGUGAUUUUGAACGACCGUCUUGGUCGCAAGAUUCGGGUGAAGUGCAACAGCGACGACACUAUCUUGGACCUUAAGAAGCUGGUAGCUGCGCAAACAGGUACGCGUUACGACAAGAUUAGGAUCCAGAAGUGGUACACCAUCUACAAGGAUCACAUUACCCUCGAGGACUACGAGAUCAAGGACGGCAUGGGCCUCGAGCUCUUCUACAAUUGA
Babesia ovata is the source of this 222-nucleotide messenger RNA. RefSeq names its product ubiquitin. NCBI's taxonomy places the organism in Eukaryota, Apicomplexa, Aconoidasida, Piroplasmida, Babesiidae. Gene Ontology annotation, molecular function: protein tag activity; protein binding. The record is from RefSeq and is a predicted model, not a curated record. Bases 1 to 222 code for a protein of 73 amino acids. Gene Ontology annotation, biological process: protein modification process; mRNA splicing, via spliceosome. The transcript is spliced from 2 exons. Gene Ontology annotation, cellular component: nucleus; cytoplasm.